Molecule: messenger RNA, 1872 nt
Organism: Vitis vinifera (wine grape)
Lineage: Eukaryota; Viridiplantae; Streptophyta; Magnoliopsida; Vitales; Vitaceae
Exons: 6
Coding region: 1-1872 (623 amino acids)
Biological process (GO): DNA integration
Molecular function (GO): RNA-DNA hybrid ribonuclease activity; nucleic acid binding
Source: RefSeq, a predicted model, not a curated record
AUGCCAGGCCUUGAUCCCUCUAUAGCCCAGCAUCGCUUGCCCAUCUUGCCACAUGCUAGACCAGUUAAGCAGAAAUUGAGGAGAUUACACCCUCGAUGGAGUUUGCAGGUUAAGAAAGAGAUUCAAAAACAACUUAGUGUUGGUUUCCUAUUAGUGGUCAAAUAUCCUGAGUGGCUGGCUAAUGUCGUCCAUGUUCCUAAAAAGGAUGGCAAAGUUAGAGUCUGUGUUGACUUUCAAGAUUUGAACAAGAAUGUAGGGGCCGCCUAUCAGAGAGCUGCUACUACUCUAUUCCAUGACAUGAUGCAUAGAGAUGUUGAUGUAUAUGUAGAUGACAUGAUAGUGAAGUCUCAAGACAGGGCAGAUCACUUAGCAACCUUACAGAGAUUCUUUGAGAGGAUCAAACAGUUCAGGUUAAGGUUGAAUCCCAAGAAAUGCACCUUUGGGGUAACUUAUGGGAAAUUGCUGGGGCAUAUCGUUAUUGAGCGUGACAUAUGCGAGCCUAUAUGCCGUCUUCUAAGGAAGAGCGAGCCUAGAGUUUGGGAUGAUGAUUGCCAGUGCACUUUCAAGAAGAUUAAGGAGUGUCUCGUUUCUUCUCCAGUUUUAGUACCGCCUACGCCAGGGCGGCAUUUGCUUAUGUACUUGUCAAUAUCGGACAUUGCCAUGGGAUGCAUGUUAGCUCAGCUCGAUGAUUCAGGAAAAGAUCGAACCAUUUAUUAUUUGAGUAAGAGGACGCUCAAGUAUGAGUGCAGAUACAUUAUGAUUGAGUGCCUUUGUUUGGCACUAGUUUGGGUCACCAGAAAGCUGAGACACUAUGUGACCGAGUAUUCCAUAUUAUUGGUCUCACGAUUAGAUCCAUUGAGAUAUCUGUUCGGCAUGCUUGUUUUGACUGUAUCUGAUGACAGAUCGGUUGAUGAUGAUUUCCCUGAUGAGCAGUUUGUCUUAAUGACUAGUAUUGCAGGAUGGCGAUUGUACUUUGAUGGUGCCACCAAUCAGUCAGGGUUUGGUCUAGAGACUACGCUCGAUCUUGGAGUUAGACAGUUGGAAAUCCACGGGGAUUCCAACUUGGUUAUUCAGCAGACUCAAAGUAUCUGGAGGACUCGGGAUGAGAAGUUGAAACCCUAUCAUGCUUAUUUGGAUUUGUUGGGCAAUAGGUUUGAGGAGUUGAGAUAUAUACAUUUGCCUAUGGCAGAAAAUCAGUCUGCUGAUGCGCUAGCCACCUUGGCUUUUGUGAUUGAGAUCCAUGCAGGAGUGACUAUGCGACCAUUGCUAAUUGAGACCGGGUCCGUACCAGCUUAUUGUUGUCUGAUUGGAGAUAUCGAGGAUCAGGAUGGACUACCAUGGUACCAUGAUAUUUAUCAGUUUCUGUCAUGUGGCGCUUACCCUGAGUCAGCCAUUGUUAAGGAUAAGAGAGCUUUGAGACAGUUAGCCACUAGAUUUGUGAUUUGUGGAGAGUCAUUGUAUAGACGAUCGCCCGAUGGCCUAUUGUUGUUAUAUCUAGACCGUGCCUCUGUAGAUAGAGUGAUGAGAGAGGUUCAUGCAGGAGUUUGUGGCCCACACAUGGAAGGACACAUGUUGGCCCGAAAGAUUAUGAGGACAGUGUGGGGCAUUGAUAUUAUUGGAAAUAUCUCACCCAAGUCUUUCAGUGGGCACGAGUACAUCUUAGUAGCUAUUGAUUACUUCACCAAGUGGGUGGAAACUGCUUCUUAUGCCAGAUUGAUGGCAGCCAAGGUGACUAAGUUCAUCAGAUCACAUAUCAUAUGCCGAUAUGGAGUCCCUCAUGAGUUGAUCUCAGAUAGAGGGGUGCAUUUCAGAGGCGAGGUGGAUACAUUGGUUCAGGAGUAUGGCAUUCAGCAUCAUAGAUCAUCUGCGUAA